Molecule: messenger RNA, 567 nt
Organism: Aricia agestis (brown argus)
Lineage: Eukaryota; Metazoa; Arthropoda; Insecta; Lepidoptera; Lycaenidae
Gene: CPH33
Product: proline-rich protein 4-like
Exons: 3
Coding region: 63-470 (135 amino acids)
Source: RefSeq, a predicted model, not a curated record
AUCGACAAGUGACGGAGUGAUGGCCGAAUGCCGACCCCGGACACAAAACAGCCGCCAUCCUCAUGCUAGCAGCGCUGGCUGCCGCUCGGCCGGACGACUGGGAGCCGGAGGGCCAUUCCCACUCGGAGCACACGAAGCCGUACCACGUGACCGUGGUGAAGAAGAUCGGCGUGCCGGUGCCGCACCCGGUGGCCGUGUCCGUGCCGCAGUACGUGAAGGUGCCCAUCCCGCACCCCUACCCCGUCCACGUCACCGUCGAGCAGCCGAUACACGUGCCAGUUUACAAGGUUGUUCCCCAGGUGGUAGAGAAGCCGGUGCCCUACACCGUGGAGAAGCCCGUGCCCUACGAGGUAGAGAAACCCUACCCCGUGGAGGUGGAGAAGAAGGUGGAGGUCCCCAUCCCCAAGCCCUACCCCGUCCAUGUGCCGGUCUACAAGCACAUCUACCACCACAAGGGAGGCAAACACUAAGUGCAUAGCUUGCUCUGCGAGCACGUACUUAUCAACCGUAGCCUUAGUAGUUAGUCUGGUAACGAGAAGUUUAGUAGAAGACUGAAGUUAAGUUUCU